AUGGGAUUCCAAACUAAGCCUACCGUCCUAAAAAACAUGCACCGACGCAAAACACAGUUUUUUGACAACACCUUCAAUCGUAAGGAACCUGUUGAGCUUCUAAAUAAGAACUGGCGGAACAGCGUGUGCUCGUGGGGUCCCGGGAGUUUUCCCUUUGUACUCACAUUAAUGACACUUACGGGUACCCUUGUGGCCUCUCACAUGAUCCCCAUAAUGCAAGUUCGCUCUUAUUUACUAGACAAAACGUUUCAAACAAUAAGUGAGCUCAAUAGGACAGGUGUGACUGACUAUGCGCCGAUGUUUAUGCAGGAAAAUUGGCCUGUGUACAGUUACGCGGAAGGUGUUGACCAGAUUAUGGAUCUUGUUGAGAAAUCGCUUCAGCAAAUUCGGAAUGACUCGGACGCACAAAAGACCGUUAUGUCAGAAAGAAGGCGACUUGCUGUCUACUGGCGCGACUGCUCCACAUACUACCCCAUCCUCAUUACCCUCCUGCUCGUAUCGCUCUCGAUGCAUCUGGUUCUUCGGUGCCAUCCGAUGUGGCGUGAGGCCUCCCUCCUCACGCCCUACUUUGGAUUGAUCGUUUUCCACUGUGCAAUUAUGAUUCUGCAGUUGGCUACGUUGUUCUCCAAUGUGAAGAUGCAUCGCGCGGUAAACAAGCUAUUCAAGAACGUUAGUGUUACCCGCUAUGAAGAGAUCGGCGCUGGCAUGACCAUACCGAUGGUGGUUCCGCUUACCUUCUGCAUCGCCCCGCCAGCCAACUUCUCAACCAUAUACCUUCUAACACUCUUCACAAAUGCCCUCACCAUCUUCGUAUUUUUAGAUGCCAUGGAUUCGGACUCUUAG
Messenger RNA from Mesocestoides corti, 843 nucleotides. Lineage: Eukaryota; Metazoa; Platyhelminthes; Cestoda; Cyclophyllidea; Mesocestoididae. The record is from the annotation of a GenBank genome assembly.